This is a messenger RNA of Paramormyrops kingsleyae, 2759 nucleotides long. It is a transcript of the gene gorab, whose product is annotated as golgin, rab6-interacting. NCBI's taxonomy places the organism in Eukaryota, Metazoa, Chordata, Actinopteri, Osteoglossiformes, Mormyridae. The record is from RefSeq and is a predicted model, not a curated record. Gene Ontology annotation, biological process: non-motile cilium assembly.
AUAAAAUAGGUAAAAAAAAUCCAGCGCAAAAAAAUCAUCGUAAUUCAAAGCGGUCACCACAUACAUUUUACUCAUAUUUCACAUUCAUAAUACCUACAAUGCAUAUGGAACAGAGAUGUUUAUGAAAAAUUCAGGUGCAAUUCAAAUCAGUCUUAAUAAUUUAAUUUAAUAUAUAUUUGUUCAUUUUAUUAUAAACCUUACUUUUUGUCAUGUUUAUUAUCGUUCCGAAUUCUGCGUACAGUAGAUUAAUAAUUCACCAACAACUGGAAGCGUACAAUAUCCUCAAGCAAGUGACAUCUCCUAGCGUUUUACCUUGACUGCCUGUUGCAAAUCAAAGGAAAAAAUCUCGGCGCUGGUCUUCUGGCAAUAAAAUAAACAUGUGAUGUACGUGCGUUACCUAGUUUUAGAAAACGUGUUAUGGUGCAAUGAAAAUAUGAUAAAACAUUAUGAAGAGAAAAUUUUAUUGCGUAAAGCAAAAAGUAUUCCUGAAAUUCAAUCGAUGGUGACUUCCUUAGACACCGAUGCAGGCAUAUUGUAAGACACCAUCUGAAGGUCCUAGUUUGGGUCUUGUACGUGGCAAUGUAGUCAAACAUGGCCGUACCCUCCUGUGGAAUUUGCUGUAGCACCUACUAACUUUUUGGAAAUUCUUAAAUUAUUAAUGUUUUUAAAGAAAUAUGGAAUAAGGCUGUGUUUACUGCGAUGGCUGGAUGGGCAGGUUUUUCGGAGGAUGAGCUCCGGAGGUUGCAAAAUAAAGAUUCUGUUGUUCCGGCUGUUUCUGGUCGCGUUCGAAAGCCGGUCCCCACUAACCGAAGCCGACAACAGCUGCAGCGUGAACGAGCUCUUCAGGUGGCCGCUCAGCAGGACGCCUCUGGGCCGCUACCAUCAGAGCAGCAACUCGACAAACCUAAAGUUCUGACCCCGAGUCAAACUGAGCCGAAAACCUCAAAAACUGAGGGGACUCCCCAGGCCGAAAACGAGGACACUACGAACGAGUCACAUACUCCCUGCCCUGUCACAGUGGCAAACAGCGACAUGACCCCGAAAGAGCUGGAAAAACAGGAGGUCGAAUUAAGGGAGAAAACGCGACUUGAGUUGCUUCAGCAAGAGCAGAGGAUGAUUGAAGAGAAAAAUAAACGCAAGAAAGCCCUUCUGUCAAAGACCAUUGCUGAAAAGUCCAAACGAACACAGGCUGAGGCUGUCAAACUGAAGCGGAUCCAGAAGGAGCUGCAGGCCCUGGAUGACAUGGUGUCCAAUGACAUCGGGAUUCUGCGUGGACGGAUAGAACAAGCAAGCUGGGAAUACUCUGCAGCGAGAAAACGGUACGAGAAGGCAGAGGCUGAGUUUGUGACCGCAAAGCUGGACCUGCACAAGAAGACGGAGGCCAAGGAGCGGCUGACUGAGCACCUGUACACCAUCAUCCAGCAGAACGAGCAGCGCAAGGCAAGCAAACUGGAAGAGCUGAUGCAGCAGCUGGAGAUGCAGGCUGACGAGGAGCAGCUGGAGCUGGAGAUCCAGGUGGAGAGGCUGCUGCAGGAGGAGGAGCAGGCGACAGGAGCGGCGGCCCGGGCAGAGUGCGCGAGCGAGGCGGGGGAAACCCCUCGCCAUUCAGACGCCGCACCGCCACAGCACUCAGAACAGGAGAACGAUCUGCCCACGCUGCCCGAACGAAGAACAAGUGACCUGAACUGUGAAAGUCAGGAUCCUCCCCCCAGCCAUGAAUGUGCAGGCAGGGAGGUAGCCACCCCUGUCUGAUAAAGCCCCCAUCUACAAAUCUACAAAGACUCAUUCGCUGCUGGACAUGAGCACAUAUUUUAUAAUCAUAAUUCCUGUCCAUGAUCCUGUUUCUUAAGAGUGUUGUAGUGGAACUACAGAAUUUGAAUAUAUAUUCCCAAGUGCUGCAGUCAUUUUGCACUAUAUAUAUAUAUAUAUAUACAUACACACACACACACACACACACUGUAUACUAUAGUUUGUUUUUUAGGAACAAUUUCUAAAAGGGCGUUAAAUAUUCUUGUAUACUUUGUGUCGGGCCGCCCAUGUGCUUCCAUGCAGAAGAGGUUGAUCUAAUGUCAUGGCUGUCUAUCAAGAUUAUGCACAAUGCAGGAAACAUGUCCCCCCUGGCCAGGCAGAAGAUGCACUUGUUUGCAAACAGUACUUCCUCAACAGCACGUAAUUUAAAACAGAGUGUCGUAACAAGCAAAUGGCAUAUGUAUGAGUGUCUUGAUUUCCUUGAUCGGAAAUGUUUUUGAGAGAAAAGGUAAUUUCAUUUACCUCUCAUUACUUUAACAUCCUUGAAAUGUAGUUUGUGUCUCUUUUGGGAUCCUGAGCUUUGGGGAAAUUAUGUUUUUUUUAACGGGCUGCUAAGAUGUUUUAGUUUUUCUUUAAAGUUAUUUAAUUUGUUUUAUGGUUGAAUGUUUUUUUCUUUUUAGUUAGUCUAGGUUACACUACACUGUUUGUUCAUAUCGAUCAUUGUCAUGUAUGUCGUGGUAGCAAUCUGACCGUUAGUUUCAUAUUAUAGGUUGUUAAACGUUACCUUACAAACUUGUCUGCCAUAAAGUUUUGGAUGGUGAAUGGAAAAAUGAAGUUCUGGUACUGAUUUGUAUAAUUAAAUGAUUACUUUUAAUUGUAUUAUUUGUGUAUAAUUUGCUAAUAUAUUGGUUAGUGCAGUAAAACGGUAAAAAUUAAGCAAUUUCGCAUUACGGCGGGUGACAACUCUAUACACAUUGAGUAAUGAAGUAAAACCUUUCUUUCUCUUGUCA